UUGCCGUUUCACGGUUUGGAAAAUGGCUUUCACAUUUGCUGCAUUUUGCUAUAUUUUAGCUCUUAUUUUAACAGCAGUAUUGAUCUUCUUUGCAAUUUUCCACAUCAUUGCAUUUGACGAACUUAAAACAGACUACAAAAAUCCAAUAGAUCAAUGUGGAAGUUUAAACCCCCUUGUGUUGCCUGAGUAUUUCAUCCACAUACUGUUCACAUUCCUAUUUAUCACAGCCAUGGAAUGGUUUACUGUCAUCAUCAAUAUUCCUCUUAUCGUCUACCAUAUAAGAAGGUAUAUAAACCGACCAGUUAUGAGUGGGCCAGGUUUAUAUGACCCUACUACAAUCAUGAAUGCUGAUGAACUGAAUAGAGCCCAGAAGGAAGGGUGGAUCAAGCUAGCGUUCUAUCUCAUCUCAUUUUUCUAUUACCUGUACAGCAUGAUCUACACCCUGGUGUCAGGGUAGAGAGGAGCUGAUAGCUAAGAAGAUAAAUACUUUGGAGUUUUGCAUGUGUGCAUUCAGAACAAGACAAACAGUACAGUAAUGUGAUUCAAAGAGGAUGAAACACACAUUGUUUGCCAUACUUUUAACCUUGAAAUCAAAUUUAUUGUCCAAAGUUUCUUUUUUUUUAUUUGAUGUUUCUUGGUGCAAUAUUGUCUUGUAUUUCUCACAGUUUGUGUAACCGUAUUUUUUUAACCUUUGUUUAAUUUUACCUAAUGUAUCCAGUCUCCUCACUAAAGUAGGGUAUUUAAAAGUACAAAAAGAGCAUGUCAUCAAUUUAGGACAGGGGGAGAAGGGUGUUAAAGUUGCACAAACUUACUUGUGUGCCAAUUAUGAUAUGCUUCUAUAAUAGUCAAAUAAGUAUCGUUUCAAAAUGAAUGUAUUUUUUUUAAAAUAAAAAAAUGUAUUUUUUUUCAUUCUAAAUGUUUACAUACUAGUAUUUGUUAGUUGCUUUUAGGUGAAAAGCAAUGUUUAAAUUUAUUUUUCUUUUUAAUACACUAUAUUGUUUAAACAGUGCAAACGAGUCAAACAUAAGUCAUAAAUGAUGAAAUAUCUAAGUUCCAAGCCACCCCCAAAAAAUUGUGUAGGAUCAGGGAUCGACAUUGACGGCUGUCCGAUUGCCCGGGACAAGUAAAUCCUCAUUUCGGGCAUGUGAAACUGUCAAUGUACUUGUCUGAUCGGGCAAGUGAAUUUUUCUUAUAGAAAUGUACAUAUUUAGUCAGUUUACAUUAAUUUAUGAAUAAAACAAUAAACUGAAUACUUGAUUUCCGCCAGAUACCUGACUGACAUUGAUUUACAUUAGGAAAUCCUUGGUAGCGUUUCUAGAAUAUACGGACCAUUUAAAAAUCGGGUUCAUUAUUCUGUUUUCUUUCGUGAUAAAUACGCUCUACUUAUAACAAAUUUGUUAACUUCUAAUUGGGAAAUUCAUUCACAGAAUAUAAGUAACACGAUGUAUCCCAAUCCAGAUAUGUAUGUUUCAUACCAAUUGUCUUCCUUUACUGUUGCUUGUUAUCUCUGAAAAUCACGAUUCACAAAAGGAUUCUACGGAAAUUAAUUUUUAAAGAUAUGAAGUUUAUUAAAAGAAAACGGAGGGAUAAUGCUGAAUUGCAGUGUGUUAACAUAUUAAAUUGACAAGGACAGUGAUACACAUGUACAAACGAAGCAUCGAAAUUACUUUUUUAUGUAGCUCAACUUGCCAAGUUGACAGUAGUGUAUUUAGUCACAUUUUUUCUUCUCAGUUUACAGUUAUAAAUAAUAUUUUUCUUCCCUAAUUUUGGGCAACCAAGUUUUGCAUUCGGACAAGUCCAAGUCUGAGAUCACUUGCCCGAAGGACAAGUGAAUCUAAAAGUUAAUGUCUAUCCCUGAGGAUGCCCUGCAUCUGAGGCUCCAUCUUCUCAAUUUUAGUAUUUUAUCUCAUGUAUUAAAUAAAAAAGUAAUCCUCUUUUCAGUAUUGAGGGCUAAUAUGUUACAUGUGUCAUUGAUAUAUUUUUCUCUUCUUGAAUUUGUACUCAGUGUGUACUUAAAUCAGGAACAAAUAUUUUUAUGUUUUAUAGAUGUGUAAAAAGCAUAUUUACAUCAAUUUUUUUUUCUAUGCUUUAAUAUGCUCUG
Molecule: messenger RNA, 2101 nt
Organism: Saccostrea echinata
Lineage: Eukaryota; Metazoa; Mollusca; Bivalvia; Ostreida; Ostreidae
Product: protein cornichon homolog 1-like
Exons: 5
Coding region: 23-457 (144 amino acids)
Biological process (GO): endoplasmic reticulum to Golgi vesicle-mediated transport
Cellular component (GO): COPII-coated ER to Golgi transport vesicle; endoplasmic reticulum membrane
Source: RefSeq, a predicted model, not a curated record